AUGGCAAUGGCACCAGUAAUCAAGCUGGUUCUAGGCUCAAUAGCGUUUGCCAUUUUCUGGGUAUUAGCAGUCUUCCCUUCCGUGCCAUUCCUACCAAUCGGUCGAACCGCCGGUUCUCUGUUCGGAGCAAUGCUAAUGGUUAUCUUCCAAGUCAUAACCCCGGAGCAUGCUUACGCAGCCAUCGACCUCCCGAUCCUCGGCCUCCUCUUCGGCACAAUGGUCGUUAGCAUCUACCUCGAGAGAGCUGACAUGUUUCAGUACUUGGGCACAUUGCUCUCUUGGAGAAGCAGAGGACCUAAAGACUUGCUUCUUCGUGUCUGUCUUGUCUCCGCUGUCUCAAGCGCUCUCUUCACCAACGACACGUCUUGUGUGGUCCUAACCGAGUUUGUCUUGAAGAUCGCUAGGCAGAAGAACCUCCCGCCACACCCGUUCCUGCUCGCUUUAGCCACGAGCGCCAACAUUGGAUCUUCCGCUACUCCGAUUGGGAAUCCGCAGAAUCUUGUCAUCGCUGUGCAGAGCAAGAUCCCGUUUUGGGAGUUUCUUCUCGGAGUGUUUCCUGCGAUGAUUGUUGGCAUUACCGUCAACGCUCUGCUUCUUCUCGCCAUGUAUUGGCGGUUACUGUCUGAUCAUAAAGAAGAGGAGGAAGAGGAAGAAGAAGAAGAGAAUGCGGUUUCUGAAGCCGUUGUUGAAGAAGAUGUUCAAUCUCAUCGGUUCUCGCCAGCUACAUUGCCGCAUCUCAGCUCUUUCAGAUCCGAAGAUUCGAGCUUGAGAAUGGAUCCUGAGACGCUUAGAAACAGAGCCGUUUCUGCAGCUGAGAACGAAAUUACAAACCGAAAUGCGUCAGAGUCUCAAGGAGAGAGCAGUAACGUUAACAACAUGUUCCAAAUCAAGAAAUGGAGAAGAGUGUUUUGGAAGUCAAGUGUGUAUUUGAUCACGUUAGGGAUGUUGAUAUCUCUCGUUAUGGGUUUGAACAUGUCGUGGACCGCGAUUACAGCGGCUCUAGCGCUCGUCGUUCUUGAUUUCAAAGACGCAAGGCCGUCACUAGAGAAGGUGUCGUAUUCGCUUCUGAUAUUCUUCUGUGGGAUGUUCAUAACUGUCGAUGGAUUUAACAAAACUGGUAUCCCAACGGCUCUAUGGGAUCUAAUGGAGCCAUAUGCGAAGAUCGACCAACCAAAAGGAAUCGCGGUUCUCGCGGUUGUGAUUCUUGUACUCUCUAACGUAGCCUCCAAUGUACCAACCGUGCUUUUGCUGGGAGCGAGAGUGGCGGCGUCGGCGGCGGGAGGGGAGGAGGAGAAGAAGGCGUGGCUGAUGCUGGCGUGGGUGAGCACGGUGGCUGGAAACUUGACGUUGCUUGGUUCGGCGGCUAACCUGAUAGUGUGUGAGCAAGCUCGUAGAGCAGUGAGCCAUGGCUACACUCUCACUUUCACUAAACACUUCAAGUUUGGUUUGCCUUCUACACUCAUCGUCACUGCCAUUGGUCUCCUCCUCAUCAACUAA
Molecule: messenger RNA, 1497 nt
Organism: Microthlaspi erraticum
Lineage: Eukaryota; Viridiplantae; Streptophyta; Magnoliopsida; Brassicales; Brassicaceae
Source: the annotation of a GenBank genome assembly